CAGCAAUAUUUAAUGGAACCAGUACCAAUAGAAGAUCAAUCUCUGGAAGAUGAGGAUGUGUUUCACUUUGAGACAGAGCACUUGGCCCUACGAGGAAACCAGUGCUAUGCCAACUUGUUGCGAACUAUGGCCGUGCUGCAGGCCCAAAGGAUUCGUGUCCAUCAGCAAAUCGAUGAGCUGGAAGCCACCCGUAACGUCUACUUGGAUAAUCCUCAACUGAUGCUGGACAAGUUACAGAACAACGAAUCCAUUAUAUCUGAUAACUACAUUAACACGGUUGUGCUGCCGGAGUUGCCAACUUUGAGCGCUAAUGAUGAAAGAGGUGGCUUAGAUAAGACACUGGCGAAAGCCGCUUCGUGGUCGCAACAGACAGACGAGAUUAGAGAUAGGAGCAACGGUCGAUCGGAAAACUUCAAUCGCUUGUGGACCAACGAAGAGCAGCGCCGCUUGGAACAGCUGCUCAUCCAAUAUCCUCCGGAGGAAGUGGAAAUGCGGCGAUUCGGUAAAAUAGCCAAGGCUUUGGGCAACAGAACAGCCCAACAAGUGUUCAGCCGGGUCCAGAAGUACUUCCAAAAACUGCAUGAUGCUGGCAUGCCGGUCCCCGGUCGUAUACCCAAGCAUCGCCGACCGGGCCUGAGUAAGCCGAAGGUUCAUUUACGUAAGUCAACAUUCUUUCCUGCUCAGAAUAUAUCGCUUCAAAUGCCGGAGGACGACAUCGCAUUGGACGAUCUGCGUGUUCCAUCGCCUGCUAACGAUAUGCUUCUUAUGCCGGUAUCCUCGCAAAUCAAGAUAGAAGCAAAAACUGAACACGAUUAUGUGGAUGCCGAUCUGGACGCAGAGUCCAAGCGAAAGCAGGAACUGCGUCUUAAGCUUCUGACAGCCAUUCAGGAAGAGAAGCAGCAAGUCGAGAAUGGCUACGGGCCCGAUAUGUUGGCGUCAAAGUGUGCCGAAUGCGAGGAGUCGUCUGUGACCAGAACUCAAUGGCGUUGCAAUAGUUGUUACUGUCACCUAAAUCUGUGCGGGGAUUGCCUGGCCAGCCAGUUAAUCGAGGGGCGCUUCGAACAUUUGAGCCAUGAAGUUAUAGUCGACCAAGAGUGUUAAUCGCAACCCAAAUGCAU
This is a messenger RNA of Drosophila eugracilis, 1118 nucleotides long. It is a transcript of the gene Atac1, whose product is annotated as ZZ-type zinc finger-containing protein 3. Bases 13 to 1101 code for a protein of 362 amino acids. The transcript has a single exon. NCBI's taxonomy places the organism in Eukaryota, Metazoa, Arthropoda, Insecta, Diptera, Drosophilidae. The record is from RefSeq and is a predicted model, not a curated record.